Perognathus longimembris pacificus (Pacific pocket mouse) is the source of this 1455-nucleotide messenger RNA. RefSeq names its product pentraxin 4 (gene Ptx4). The record is from RefSeq and is a predicted model, not a curated record. Bases 1 to 1455 code for a protein of 484 amino acids. The transcript is spliced from 3 exons. Lineage: Eukaryota; Metazoa; Chordata; Mammalia; Rodentia; Heteromyidae.
AUGGGUUGCUUAGGGAGGAAAACUCUGUCUCUCCUCCUUGUUUUCAUGCUAGUAUAUCUACAUGGGGCUUCAUCUCAGGAAACAGGCCCAGCGAGGCUGAGAAAACCAUUUUUUGAGAGGCUCCGUAGACUAGAAGAACAGUUUCGAAGAUUCCAAGAGGUGACCUUAACACACCUGCAGAGCAUUGCUAGCAACUACAACGUGUCCUACAACAUCGAUGCCCGGUUCCAGAGCCUGGAGGAAGAAAGACAGGCUAUGGCUCUUGCGGCCAACAGGUCCCAGGCCAUAGUCCAGGGGGACCUGGCCCAGCUGAAGACCUGGGUGAGGAAGAGCAAGCGCAGAAGCCAAAAGGUGGAGGCUCGGCUCCAGGCCUUGGACCUCACCCUGAGCGCACAGCGCAGGCAACGGGCACAGGAGGGGAAGGAGCAGAAGGCGCAGCGGGAAGCUAUGGCCAGCCUGAGCCAGGCCAUGCAGGCCAUGCAGGACACACUGGCUGGCCUGACACACCAAAUCCACAGCCACGGUGCCAGACUGGCCAUACUCGAGGGCCGUCUGUGGAUGGACAAUCACGGUACCACAGCUCCAGCAGGGACCCUUGCCCUGACCCCCAGCCAGCCUGCAAAGCCAGGCCCAGGCUCCCUGCAGCUGCAGAGGGACAGGCAGACGCAGGGGCUUUCCACACUCCAGAAUCACCCUGAGGAUGCCUCUCCCCUUCCCCUGAGGCCCCCAGCCCCAAGCAUCCGUCAGACUCUCACACCACCAAAGGACCCUCCACAGCUAGCAUGGCCCCCCCAGAGAUGGGGACAUGGUAAGUUUUGCAACGUGGGCCCUGUGUUCAUUUUCCCCAACGCCUCCACCCAGAACGUGAUCUCCUUCAAUCCCGGCUUCCUCACAGCCCUGCGAGCCCUGUCCUUCUGCAGCUGGGUCCGCACGGCUGCUGGCCACCUGGGCACCCUCCUCUCCUACGCCACCCAGGAGAAUGACAACAAGCUGGUGCUACACGGCCGGGACUCCCUGGCCCCUGGCUCCAUCCACUUUGUCAUUGGAGACCCAGCUUUCAGGGAGCUGCCACUGCAGCCGCUACUAGAUGGGCAGUGGCACCAUGUCUGCAUCGUCUGGACGUCCACUGAGGGCAGGUACUGGCUUCACGUGGAUCGCAGGCUGGUCGCCACUGGCUCUCGCUUCAGAGUAGGCUACGAGAUCCCUCCUGGAGGGUCCCUUGUGGUGGGCCAGGAACAAGACUGCCUGGGGGGCGGGUUUGACAGCGCUGAGGCCUUCGUGGGGACUGUGGCAGGCUUGGCCAUCUGGGACCGGGUCCUGGUCCCUGGAGAAAUCGCAGACCUCGCCUCGGGGAGAAAGCUCCCCACAGAUGCCGUUCUGACACUGGCCAAUGCCACAUCAGUGGAGGGAUUUGUAGGGAGGAUCAGCUGCAGCUGCCUGGAGCACUGUCCUUGA